Sycon ciliatum is the source of this 5664-nucleotide messenger RNA. RefSeq names its product sushi, von Willebrand factor type A, EGF and pentraxin domain-containing protein 1-like. The record is from RefSeq and is a predicted model, not a curated record. The coding region runs from base 1 to 5664 and encodes 1887 amino acids. NCBI's taxonomy places the organism in Eukaryota, Metazoa, Porifera, Calcarea, Leucosolenida, Sycettidae. The transcript is spliced from 17 exons.
AUGGGAGUUGUCAAUUACAGCUGUGUCACAGGUUAUAAGCCCGCAAAUGGCAGCUCUGAAUUGACAUGCUUUUCAUCUGGCAAUUGGUCUGGGCAAGCUCUCAGCUGUGAGAUCAUCACUUGCCCGUCUCUGCAAGUUCCCAGCAAUGGAACGGCGCAGCUCAACAGUGGGAACUUCAGCUACGGUGCGGUGGCUCGGUUUUCUUGUGACGUUGGGUACAACAUGCACGGUUCGGCCGUGCGUGAGUGCGGCGGUGAUAUGGGACGGUGGACUGGAGCGGAUACACAAUGCACAAUUGUGCAGUGCAUCGCCCCAGCGCUACCAUUGCAUGCCAUCACGAACAUCAACAUCUCCAUGACGCCAACCCUGGUGGACUACAGUACAGAGAUCCUCUACCAGUGUCAUAUUGGAUACCGGCUAGUCGGUGACGACCGGGCGCAGACCUGCUUGGACACCGGCCUUUGGAAUGGCACCACACCAAGCUGCACAAUCGUGACCUGUCCUGAUCCGGGCGCCAUUUUCAAUGGCAUUCGCCAUGGCAACGUGUACAAGUGGCAGCACAGCAUCACGUUUGAGUGCGUCAAGGGUUUCUAUCUGAUUGGCAACUCGUCACUGACGUGCACGCAUCACGGGAAUUGGACAGCUGCCGUGCCGACUUGCGUUGCGUACACGUGUGACACUAACUUCUCGUCUCCGGACAACGCCAUCACACUGACAUCCCAGGGCUACUUCAGUACUAACAUGCUGCUGCGAGAGGAUGACAUCAUCGUGACCGUGUGCCAGAGUGGUUACCAGAGUGAGGACGCACAGUCGCUGUGCCUCGGCGGUCAGUGGGUGCCAGCGUUUGCGCCCAGCUGCCAGCCGUCGCGCUGCAACCAGUCGCACUUCGUCGCCGGCCGACACACUGAGCAGACGGGCUCUGGGACCGGCAUUGGUGCGGCUUAUUCUGUUAAAUGCAUCACGGGGUACUCGUGGUCCUGGCCGCUCACCUACUUCAACAUCACGUGCCGGUACAACCUGGAGUGGUCCGGCGCGGCGCCCGAUUGUUAUCGCACCGCUUGUCCUACGCUAUCAAACACUGGUAACGUACAAUGGCUCAACGGUGGUAACAGUGGUGUGUUUGAGGACAACAUCACUGCCGCAUGUCAGUACGGCUACAAGCGGUCAUCCGGGGAUUUAACCCGGACCUGCCUGGCGAGCGGCUCCUGGUCGGGACAGGGUCUGGCCUGUGCGCGGGUCCAAUGCCCCGACGUCGUCCUGCCCGCCAAUGCAGUGAUCAGUAGCUUCAACGGGCAGCACUUCGGUGACCAGGUCAAGUAUGGAUGCAGUGAAGGUUACGAUCUGGGGAACUACACCUCCGUCCUAACCUGCAUGGCUGACGGAAACUGGAGCAGUGAAUUUCCCACGUGCCAAGAAAUUACUUGCCCAGCGCCCACGGCACCCAUGUACCUAUCAGAUGCGGAUAGUGGCGAGUCUUCCCGGUUCUUGGACCAGUCAAGCUCUGCUAGCACAUACAGCUACGGUCACGUGUACAGCUAUGUGUGUGAUGUUGGUCACUAUCUGAUUGGUGCAAACAACACUACUUGUUCUCAAACUCACAACUGGACUAAUCCACCACCAACAUGUCAAGACGUGACCUGCAACGUGUCACAACUACCCGCCAUACCGCAUGGCAGUCACAGCUCGGCCAAUCUCUCGAUUACCGUUCUCCAGUACAACGAGAGCAUAGUCUGGUCAUGUGAUCAGGGCUAUGAACUACAGACUACUAAUACCACUGCUGGUGGUGGUGUUGGUACUAGCGGCGGUGCUGAUGGAAUACAGCAAUGCACACACUACACUAAUCAACCUGGAUACUUUACUGGAACAACACCAAACUGUACUCGGGUGUCCUGUCCAGCGUACGGCUCCGUCCUGAAUGGUGUUGUGAAGUCCAGUGGUGCUUCACAGAGUCCUCGUUACCAGGACGUCUCCAUGGUACAGUGUCUGCAGGGCUAUGAACUUGCCGACGGUCAGUCCAGCACUGCCACCGUUACGUGCCUGGCUGCCGGCAACUGGUCGCAGGACAUUUCCACGUGUACCGCCGUCAGCUGCGGUGCCAUUCCCAAUGUUUCCAACGCCGACCGUCAAGGCAAUACGUCCACGUUUGGCAGCAACAUCGUCUAUACCUGUCUCCCCGGUUACAACAUGACUGCUGGGUCGGCCGUGAUUGGUUGCCAGGACGACAAGACAUGGAGUGGGACAGUCCCUACUUGCACACGUAUCCGGUGUCAUCCACCGGCACUCGGCUCCCAUGCUACAGUCUCAACCAACCGCUCACUGUACGACUGGUCCGAGACGGUCAGUUUCUCCUGCAUGACAGGGUACGUGAUAAAGUCUGGUGCCAGUGCGACAUGGUGCACUGAUGCCGGGAGAUUUUCUGACGAACAUCCGGGAUGCGACGCUGUGGAUUGCCCACCGAUAUCUAUUCAGAAUGGCCAGCUCUCCUCCACGCAAGGUUCCUUCGGUGACGACAACAUCACGCUGCAGUGUGACCGUGGCUAUGAACUAAGCGAUGGCCAGUACUCCACGGUUCUCACCUGCCUGGCUAGCGGAGCAUACUCCACUGCGCCGGUACCGGACUGCCGGCUUGUCACCUGCCCCUUACCGGACUCCGCUAACAACACACGUCGCAUCGGCACUAGCAAUACGUACGGUUCCACGAUACGAUUCGAAUGUGAUGCGGGAUUUGUGGGUGCGAACGGCAUGCUCACAAGCACGUACACAUGUAGCUACCUGAAUACCACCUCAGCAAUACCGUACAGCUGGACCACGUCUGGUGUGGAUAUCAGAGUCAAUGGCUGCAGACCCGUACAGUGUAAUGUGCCCUCAGUGCCGCAUCUGAGUUAUACAAGCCUACGCGGUGAUGUCAUUAUGUAUCGUGAUGAUGUCAUUGGCACUUGCAAUCUUGGCUAUGAGCUAGCCGGUGGUGAUCUGGUUCGUAGUUGUGUAGUUGAUGUUAGUAAUAAUGGUGUUGGUAUGUUGACUGGCAGUGUUCCUGUAUGUUCACCUAUACAAUGUACUGAUCCUGGUAUACCAGUGGAUGGACAACGUAACACUACUGCUCGUACCUAUACUGAUGUCAUCCAGUAUGAGUGUAAUAGUGGUUUUCUACUCAACGGUACAUCAAUUAUUCAAUGUCAGGCCAAUGCUACAUGGACUGCACCCACACCACACUGUACAGCGCUGAACUGUGAUCAUCCUGGACACAGUGACUACAUCAGCCGACAUGGAGAUGAACAUUUCUACAAUAGAUCUGUGAUGUUCCAUUGUCCUGUCGGCUUUGAUCUGGUGGGCAACAGUGUGUUGUUCUGUCAAGCUGAUGGUUCCUGGAACAGCUCCACACCAAGCUGUGUUCCUAAACAGUGUCCAGUGGUAGACAAUAGCAAUGCACAUCGUAGCAGCACUAGUAGAAACAACACAGUAACAAGUGUGAUACGUUUUCAAUGUGAUGUGGGAUAUGAAACGAGUGAUGAGCUCUCAGUUUUAUGCCAACACAAUCAAACAUGGAAUUCAUCCUUUCCGAACUGUACCAUUGUUUCCUGCGGCAAUCCACCCAGUGGUGAGAACUCAGUUUUGAGUACAGCCUCCACUGACUUUGGAGCCAGAGCCAGCUAUACAUGUAAUGUUGGCUAUCAGCAUGUAUCAGGUGAUCUUGCUGUGGCGUGCACUUCGAACGGAACAUGGACAGGCGCAGCCAUGGCGUGCGAUCUCAUCUCUUGUCCGGCCCUUUCCGAACCAACUGGCGGCAGUGCGGAUUUGAAUGGUGGGAAUUUCAGCUAUGGCUCAGUGACUGUGUUCAGCUGUGAUCUUGGCUACAUACAGCACGGGUCUGGUGUGCGCGUGUGUGAAGCCAGCGGCAACUGGAAUGGAACAGAUGCUACAUGUUCAGUCGUGCAAUGUUUGCUACCCAGUCUACCGGCUCACACUCUACGUUCACUGAACGUGACAUCAUCUUCAUUGAGUGUAGACUACCUGACUGAAGUCAACUAUACAUGUGUACAAGGGUAUAGGCUGGUGGGUAAUGUCUCACACACUUGCUUACAUACAGGAUUCUGGAGUUCACCAACACCUUACUGCACAGUGAUCACCUGUCCCGAACCAGAUCAUGUUACCAACGCCCUCCGUCACGGCAACACCUUCAAAUGGUCGCUCAGCGUCACGUACGGGUGUUUGAACGGUUUCUAUGCCGACGGAGAGACGACGCUGACCUGCACCCAGCAGGGCAACUGGUCGGCACUGCCUCCAUCUUGUACUGCUCACACGUGUGACACGAACUUCUCCAGUCCGCUCCACGCAACAACGGUCACAUCCCGCGGCUCCUUCAUGCCAAAUAUAGCGCUGUACGAGAGUGACGUCAUUCUGUCGCUGUGCCACAACGGUUACGAGAGUAGCAACACUCAGUCGUCGGUGUGCCGAGCCGGCCGCUGGGUACCUGGCUUCAUGCCCGACUGUCAGGAGACGCUGUGCAACGGUUCAACCCCUCUGGGUGGCAACAACACCGUGAGAACCGGCAGCAGUAACACCUACGGUAGCACACAUUCCUAUACGUGCGUGGCUGGGUAUCGCUGGAGUUGGCCUUUCCCCGUGCUCAACAUUACCUGCCAGCAUGACAUGACCUGGUCAGCCACUGCUCCAGACUGUGUUCGAGUUCAGUGUGCAAGCCUGGACGCGAUCAACAACGGAGUCUGGUUGAAUGCCACUGCGGACCGUGUGUUCGAAGAUACUCUGGUCGGUGUGUGUAGUGACGGAUACGAGCUUGCCUCUGGCAACUUGACCCGGACAUGCACGGCGGAUGGAGCAUGGUCCGGAGCAGAUCCUGUAUGCGCCAGACGUUCCUGCUCUCCCGCCAUUCCGCCACGGAAUGGGCGCAUUGACGCUUACGAUGGCAACCGUUUUGGUGACGUGGUGCGGUUCAGCUGUGACGAGGGUUACGAACUGGGCACCAACCAGAUUCGUGUAUUGAUGUGCCACGCCAGUGAACAAUGGAACGGGUCUUUCCCCGCCUGUCAACAAAUCCUGUGCCCAAGUCCACCAACCCCGCUGUAUUCCGGCAUGCCACCAACACCCGUGUCAACGACAUCUUCAGUAUCUGGUAUCACGUACAUCUAUGGUCACGUGUACAGCUAUGUGUGUGAUGUUGGUCACUAUCUGAUUGGUGCAAACAACACUACUUGUUCUCAAACUCACAACUGGACUAAUCCACCACCAACUUGUCAAGGUGUGGAGUGUGACAUCUCCUUACUGCCGGCCAUUCCCAACGGUGAGCAUAGCAUUGCAAACACCACCAACACCAUUAAUGCCACCACUGCUAGAAUGGCACUGUCGUACAACCAGACAGUCACCUGGUCGUGUGAUGCUGGCUAUCAGCUGUCCACCGUUACCAAUGACGACGACAAUGGCGGUGAUGGCAGCGACGGUGAAGACUGGUCACAACGUUGCGUACACCGCGUCAAUCAGCCUGGAUACUGGGAUGGCACAGUGCCAAACUGUACACGAGUGGAGUGUCCAGUGUUUGUAAGUGUACCCAACGGACUGGUUGAGCCAGCAUUACCAAAUCCUGCAUUCCAGGACGUUGUCACGAUACGCUGCCUUCCUGGCCAUGAGCUCAUCGACGGUGUGGAAUAA